This is a messenger RNA of Dentiscutata heterogama, 223 nucleotides long. Lineage: Eukaryota; Fungi; Glomeromycota; Glomeromycetes; Diversisporales; Gigasporaceae. The record is from the annotation of a GenBank genome assembly.
UUCAAAGUUGGUUCGACCUAUUGCAUAAGUGCUUUCGUUACUAUGAUUGGCACACCUCAAAUGUUAGUAACUCAUAUACCCUUGGCCGGUGCUGAUUCUUGCGCUGCACUUAUUAGAUCAACCGACAGUAGUUUCGCAGAUCAGGUAAAGUAUAGUAGUUUCGCAGAUGAGCAGAUCAGUAUUGUAGUUUCGCAGAUUAGUAUAGAUGAAAUUAUAGCAGAUG